UAAUAAAUAUAACCGCCUUCGGAAGUUCUAGUGGUCAGUGAAGCUUUGUGUGUCGAACUUAUACGCUCCUGCACUGCAACAUCUCUAUCAGUCUGAAGAAGUGCUCACAUGCAUUUUUUCAUUGUUUAGAUACCCAGAGGAAAACAUCCUAAUAAAUCGAGAACUUAUUCUGUGACUAAAAACUUUACUACAAAAUGGGACAAAAUGCAAGAAAAUUGGAUCUUGACUUAAUUUUGUCCCCCGACUCCGCAAGAGAAUUCCUGAAUGCCUCACUGAGUGAAGAACCCGACCCAUAUUCACAGACUGCCAGCAAACUUACUCUUAGUUUUCGCAAUUUCGAGCCAGAUGAAGCCAUACUCCUUCUUUUCAAAAUAGCGUCAGCGAGGAAAAUUUCCAUGAAAGAGUUUGUCCAAGAAAUAAAGGAAUUUAUUUCUUUAGGAAUUCGUGAGGAUUCUGACAUAAGGUGUGAUUCAGAAUACUCUCGUCUUGAGAGCCGAUACAGAGUGAUCUCUAAAAACCCUGAAGCAGACAUAUGUUUCCUCUUGUGUUCGCUGUUCCCACAUUUUGCCGUCCGACAACAACUAGAGUAUUGGACCAUCAACUUCUGCAAGCAGGGUCCGAGUACAAGUAAAGAGCCUAUCACAGUCGGCAAAUUCACCAUUCCCCAGUAUUUCUCCUUCCUCGCCUUCGGGGGGUUAAUACCAUCUGAGAAAGGGAUGAAAUUAACUGAAGGGACGAGAAAAAUUAUAAUCGUCAUACAUUUGUGGUGUUUAAAUUCUUUACUUGAAACCGGGGUUCCUAUGAGCCAUUUCUUGAUGCAAAAGCACAUUGAAUGUAGUCAGUUGGCAAACGAAGGAAGAUUGAGUGAGCUGAUUAAACUCGGAGUGCUCGCACAGAGUAAAAUUCCUUCAACUUUGACAAACGCGAUUUAUGAGUCGAUCAGUGAUGAAUUUCGUAAGAAAGUGAAUGUAGAACUCCGACUUCACUCCGCGGAAAAGUCAUGGAUUCACAAAUGAGAUUUAGGUUGAAUUGGUCUGAGAGCAUGAUUAUGUGUAUGAGUACGUUGACCGAAUAGAUGAGGAGAAAAGAGCAAAAAUUUGUAGGACCGGUCAACACCUACUGAAAAAAUUACCUAGACAACCGCCGAAGCUGGCUUUCUUCUUCUGAGGAUGAUUGAAUAUUUCAUUACUUGUUUUUUUUAUUGAUUUGACGAGUUCAUUAAAUCGAUUUUACAUUUUUAGGAUAUUUAUGAUUUAAUUCAUUGGAAUGCUAAAUUUGAAAAUUAUGAUUCAAUGUGCUGGGUAUGCCUUGACAAACAGGGGUAUGCCCUAGUCGUUUGUAUGGCAGCAGAAGAGAAGGAGAAUAUAGUUGUUUCGCAAGAGUCCCGUAGGUAUACAAUUCAUAAAAAGGCAGACGAAACUUGAGUGCUGCUCAGUAAUUACUCUUAUUGAAAGUUUCAGCUUGAAGUUGAAGCUUGUGAAAGUUUCAUACAUUUUUCCUUCAUGGUUUAUGUUAUUUUUUCACGAUGUCAAUUCAUCCUCCAUCGGAAAAGUAUGAAAAUAGUAUAUAAUAGCUACUAACAAUUAGUUUUUACAGUCAUUAGCUUUGUUCCGAAUCUCAAUGUGUGUCAGGCAUUUGUUUCUACCACAGCGAUGAUUAAAUAAGGAAAUACAUAAUUUGAAAUGA
This is a messenger RNA of Bemisia tabaci, 1686 nucleotides long. The record is from RefSeq and is a predicted model, not a curated record. NCBI's taxonomy places the organism in Eukaryota, Metazoa, Arthropoda, Insecta, Hemiptera, Aleyrodidae.